Phaethon lepturus (White-tailed tropicbird) is the source of this 960-nucleotide messenger RNA. It is a transcript of the gene TTC4, whose product is annotated as tetratricopeptide repeat domain 4. The transcript is spliced from 8 exons. Gene Ontology annotation, molecular function: Hsp90 protein binding. NCBI's taxonomy places the organism in Eukaryota, Metazoa, Chordata, Aves, Phaethontiformes, Phaethontidae. The record is from RefSeq and is a predicted model, not a curated record. The annotation marks the transcript as partial.
GCCCUGUCCCCCCUUCCUUCCCCUGCAGAGCUGGCCAGGAUGUACAAAAACGAAGGGAACGAGUACUUCAGGGAGAGGGACUACAACAGAGCUGUCAUCGCCUACACCGAGGGGCUGAGAAAGAAAUGCGAGGACCCAGAGCUGAAGGCCGUGCUGCACGCAAACCGAGGGGCCGCCCAGUUUUAUCUGGGUAACUACCGGUCUGCUCUUAAUGAUGCCAUCCAAGCGAAAAAGCUAAAGCCCACCCAUCUCAAAGCAAUAAUAAGAGGAGCUCUCUGUCACAUGGAGCUAAAGAAUUUCUCUGAAGCAAUAGCAUGGUGUGAGGAGGGCUUGCGAAUAGAUUCAAAAGAGAAAAAGCUUGUGGAAAUGAGAGCUAAAGCUGACAAAUUAAAGCGAGCUGAAGAGCGGGAUGCAAGGAAAGCAAAGGUGAUGGAGAAGAAAGAGCAGCAUCAAAAGGAAAAUUUGCUUGCAGCAAUAAAGGAAAGAAAUAUCAAGCUGGUUCUUGAGCCUUCAAAUGAAGAGGAGGAAAUAUCAGAUGGCCUGGCUGAGAUAUCCUUAGAUGGGUUCCACACUGACAAUGCCACUGGCGCCAAGGUACACUUAGAUGCUGAUGGCAACCUAAACUGGCCUGUCCUUUUUCUGUACCCUGAGCACGAGCAAACAGACUUCAUUGCAGCUUUUCAUGAGAACUCCAGGUUUAUUGAUCAUUUAAUGGUGAUGUUUGCUGAGUUACCUCCUUGGGAUUUAGAAAGAAAAUACCUUCCCAGCAAUCUUGAGCUCUAUUUUGAAGAUGAAGAAAGAGCAGAAAUGUACGAGCUGAACCCAGAACACACAUUGCUACAAAUGCUGCAGCACCAAAGGUAUUUUGUAAAGGCUGGGACUCCAGCAGUUUUGGCAUUUGUAAAGCGUUCUCCUUUCUCUAAGAAGUACUUCUCUGGCAAGAAGGUGCAUCGACUAUAA